Messenger RNA from Fusarium keratoplasticum, 1302 nucleotides. Its product is annotated as Peptidase A1 domain-containing protein. Gene Ontology annotation, biological process: proteolysis. Gene Ontology annotation, molecular function: aspartic-type endopeptidase activity. Lineage: Eukaryota; Fungi; Ascomycota; Sordariomycetes; Hypocreales; Nectriaceae. The transcript has a single exon. The record is from RefSeq and is a predicted model, not a curated record. The coding region runs from base 1 to 1302 and encodes 433 amino acids.
AUGAAGUCUACUCUCUUCUUCACAAGCUUCUUGGCUUGUUCUCUCGUUUCUGCCCUCCCCACUGUCUCUUCCGGAAACCAAUGUUCAGUUCAGCAGGUCAAGAACUCCAACUUCAAGAGAGACGGCACCCGCGCUCUCAUCAAGGCAUACAGAAAGUAUGGCAUCACACUCCCUGAAAACCUCGCUGCUGCUGCAAAGGGGAUCCACGGCCGCAGCGACACCGGCAGUGCUGUAACUGUGCCCGUCCAAAACGACGCCGAGUGGUUGACUCCGGUUCAAAUUGGGUCUCCUCCCAAGACUUUCCAGAUGGACUUUGACACUGGAUCUUCGGAUCUUUGGGUUUAUGGUCCUCAAGCUGCGGCUGCUGGAGGUGGUCAGACUCAAUAUGUCGCGGCUGAAAGCAACUCGUCAAAGCAGUUAGAUGGUGCGUCAUUCCAGAUCCAAUACGGAGAUGGAAGCGCUGCUGCUGGUCACGUUGUAAUGGACACUGUCUCUAUCGGUGGUCUCGCCGUGCAGAAUCAGGCUGUUGAAGUUGCGGAUGAAGUUACCCAAUCCUUCCUUCAGCAACAGGACCUCGAUGGUCUUGUCGGCUUGGGCUUUAGUUCCAUCAACACUGUCCAACCAGAGAAGCAGAAGACCUUCUUUGCUGGCACAAACGCUCAGCAUGGAAAUACACUCUUCACUGCAGACCUACAGCAGGACGCGCCUGGCAAGUACAACUUUGGCUUCAUCGACAAGUCGGCUUUUACCGGCGACAUCGCCUUUACCGAUAUCGACUCCUCCUCUGGUCUGUGGACAUUCACUUCGACUGGCUUCUCUGUCGGAAAAGAUGCACUUUCUCAGACACCUCUGACUGGCAUCGCUGAUACUGGAACUUCGCUUCUUCUGCUGCCCGGAGAAGUCAACGAGGCUUACUACUCCCAAGUCAAAGGAGCCCAGUUGGACCAGGCCGCAGGUGGCUUUACUUUCCCCUGUGACUCAGACCUCCCCGACUUUUCCUUUGGCGUCGGAAAAGCAGCCAUAACCAUCCCCGGCGCCUUCAUCAACUUUGCCCCCAUCCCAGGAAGUGCAAGCCAGGGUCAAGGUCUCAACAAGAGGAGGUAUGGACAGAGGUUUGAAGGACUCAAGGCUCAGGCAGCUGGACAGGGAUCUGGCAUGUGCUUUGGUGGUCUCCAGUCGAGUGAUUCUGCUGGUAUCAACAUUUUUGGGGAUAUUGCGCUAAAGGCUGCUUUCGUUGUCUUUGACGGAGGAAAUUCGCGGAUAGGAUUUGCUAAGAAGCCACUCCCAGCUGCUUCGAAAUAG